GCCCUGAAUCCCUACUACGCCGCUGGGGCCGGGUCCAAGGAUGCACCUUCGAAGGAAAUCUUGGAGGAGCUGGGCAGCCUUGACAACGGAUUCGCCGUGUUGAAGGCAGCGAUCGCAAUCCUGAAUCGCCACUACCCUGGCAUCAUUGGCAAAGUAUUCUACCUCAACAGUGACAUGGUUUUCUGGGGGGCAUUCAAAAUCUUCUCCCGCUGGAUCGCUGAUCGUGGACACAUUGAGUUCAAAUUUCUGGGUCCACACGGGUGGCGGGAGGAGCCAAUUUCCAGGCUCUUGGACACCUUCGCCCCGGAGCAGCUCUUCGAAGAGUGGGGCGGCACCGGGCCUCAGCUCAACGGCGACGAGUUCUUGGCUCGGGCGAUCGAGCGCUAUGAGAACGAAGCGGCUGCGCAAGAGUUGGUAGCGGCUUCUUGA
Symbiodinium necroappetens is the source of this 429-nucleotide messenger RNA. NCBI's taxonomy places the organism in Eukaryota, Dinophyceae, Suessiales, Symbiodiniaceae. The record is from the annotation of a GenBank genome assembly.